Saprolegnia parasitica CBS 223.65 is the source of this 2045-nucleotide messenger RNA. Its product is annotated as ULK/ULK protein kinase. The coding region runs from base 330 to 1997 and encodes 555 amino acids. The record is from RefSeq and is a predicted model, not a curated record. Gene Ontology annotation, cellular component: cytoplasm; autophagosome. The transcript has 6 exons. Gene Ontology annotation, molecular function: ATP binding; protein serine/threonine kinase activity. Gene Ontology annotation, biological process: autophagy; autophagosome organization; peptidyl-serine phosphorylation. NCBI's taxonomy places the organism in Eukaryota, Oomycota, Saprolegniomycetes, Saprolegniales, Saprolegniaceae.
CGCAUCGUCGCAGAGAACACGGCAGUAGAAGAAGUUCCACGCGCUCCUCCUCCAUCCACAGCAAGCAUGGAGCGCCCCGCCAAGGUCGUGACCAUGGGCGAGUACGUCGUCGAGAAGAAGAUCGGCAAGGGCUCGUACGCGCAGGUCUACCGGGGCUACCACCAGGUCACGCACGUGCCAGUCGCGGUCAAGGUCAUUGACGGCUCCAAGCUCAACCCAAAGCUCCUCGACAACCUUGGCGUCGAGAUCUCGAUCAUGCAGCAGAUGAACCACCGAACAUUGUGCGCUUGUUCUCGAUCACCAAGUCCAAGUCGUCCGUGCAUCUCUUCAUGGAGUACUGCGAGGGCGGCGACUUGUCCCAAUUCAUGAAGCGCCAGCCGCACGGCGUCGUCGCCGAGGCCUUGGCCCGGCACUUGAUCCGCGAACUGGCCGAUGGCCUCCAUGCGCUCUGGCGACAGAACCUCAUCCACCGCGAUCUUAAGCCCCAAAACCUCCUCCUCGCCGACACCUCGCCCGUUCCGCGCCUCAAGAUUGCGGACUUUGGCUUUGCCCGGCACUUGGCUACGGCGUCGCUCGCGGAAACACUCUGCGGAUCGCCGCUCUACAUGGCACCCGAGAUCAUGCGCUUCCACAAGUAUGACUCGAAGGCCGACCUCUGGUCCGUGGGCACCAUCCUCUACGAGAUGAUCUUUGGGCGCACCCCGUUUCAUGGCGCGACCCAAAUGGAGCUCUUGCGCAACAUUGAGCGCUACGAGCUGCGCUUCCCCGAGAACCACAACGUGCCACGCGACUGCAUCGAGCUCAUGCAGGGCUUGCUGCGGCGGGACCCGAGCCGACGCAUGGGUUUUGAAGAGUUUUUUGCCCACCCGUACAUUGGCAAGGAGUACGACAUGACCAAGUCCAUCGUGGUCCCACCGACGACGACGUCAAGCCCGCCAAACUCGAUCGCACGAACCGUGACAGCGCCUCUCGACAUCCAGCGCCGCGUCCCAGACGGUCUUCCUACCCACACGUCGCCGCCCACGGCCCUUUUGCAGCCACUGAGCCUGGGGUCGUCGACGCGGCUGCAAGAGAGCUACCGAUCGAGCGUCAUGCAGAGCUACCGCCGACGAAGCGCAUCGACGUCGCAGCACCGUGCAACGUCGUUAUCGAUUCAUCAGAACAGCCCGACCACGCCCAUGAGCCCCGAGCUCGUCGCGUCGCCAACGCCACGCAUCAACCCGUUCAAGUCGAGUCUCUCGAGCACACCGCCGCCGACAAGCGCCUUUGCGUUCACUGCUUCGUCGGCGCCGUCCCACUUUUCGUCCAAACAGUCGUCGCUAGCGGUCGUUCCGCGGCCCAAGCCCAACCCCGUCAUCGAGUACACGUGCGACACGAGCCUCGACAUGAGCUACCAGCGCAUUCAAACCAUGAUGACGAUCGCCGAGGCGCUCUUGUCGCUGCCGGGCGUGGACACGACGGCGUCGUACACGUCGUCCGCGUCAUCGUCGUCGUCGACGCACUCGAUCUCGUCGCCGACGGCGUCGAGUGACUUGGAUACACACCCCGAGGCGCGGCGACAGGCGAGUGCGCUCCAGCUGUACCUCAUGUGCUUGCAUUUCUUGCAGCACGCGUAUGCGAUCGCUCGGCGUAACGUAGCGGCGCGGGCGUGGAUCAACGAAUUGCUCAACGUGUGUCUGGACCGCGCCGAGCAAUGCAAAAAAUACUGUGGCCCGCUGCUUUUGGACGCGGCGCUCCCGAGCGGCGAAGACGUUUUGUACUACCACGCCAUGCGACUUGGCCGCGAUGGCGCUGUCCAAGAAGUCCUCGGGCAAUGGCCGCACGCGCUCGAGCUCUACGAACGCGCGCGCGUCCUCCUCGACAGCAUUUUGGCGUGGAACGAGCUCAAGAAGACGUCGUCGACCGCGCUCUCGAUCGACGACAAGCAGCGCAUCGCCGUGUACGUCGAAGGCUUUGCGCAGCGCAUUCAAUGCGUCGCUUCCAAGCAAGAACCUUGAGGAAAUUCGGUCCCAAGCCAAACUCUCUAAAAUCCUAAAACCCCGCAA